UUUAAGAAAUAUUUGUUACUAACACGGUACAGCACACAAAAGUGACAUGUUUAGGGGGAAAAGUGCCUGGUUUUCAAAGAGUGUGAAUGAAGACCUUCGUCGCCUCUGGGUGUCAGAAGGCGGAGAGACGGCGAGCUGUACCACCGCAGACUACCUUUUCAGCCAGGACGCGUCGUGCCCUGAUACGAGACGGAUUUAUGAAAGUGCGGAUUAUUCGGAAGGCAAGGUGUCCGUUUUCCACAGCUCCUACGUGUCGGCGUGCGGACGAGGGCAGAAUGGAGCCUCUGUGGCCAUCGGUCACUACGUGCUGCCUCCCGCAUGUGUUCAGCAAGAAGUGAAAGCUGCUUUGGGAAGCUUCGUUUGGGAGCAAGAGGAGCAGCACAAAGCGGUGGAAGAAGAUAACCGUGAAACCAGAAAAGAAACUAACAUUUCGCCUGAAGAGCUUGGGAUAGAAACCUCAAAGAGAGGGCCAUUCACCUGUUGCAAUACACAACAUUAUCCUGUCAACAACAUGAUCACAGGAUAUGUUUCUGCAGAUGAAUUGAGGAAAUAUUCUGGUGAGCUGCACGACUUUCUUCCUGGUCACCUUGGUUUUUCAGUCACUAAAGCUCCUUGUGAAAAGUAAAGCAUUGCCCCUGUAUAUACAAAACAAUCACACAUAGUACUCUAAUAGUGCUUCUGUAUAAGUUUCUUAUUACGUAAGAAAUGGCUAAAUAUGCUUUGCAGGACACUGGACUGCAGAAAAAGAAAACUGAAUGCCUAGUCUCAAUAAAUUUUGGUUAUUUUACACUAACGUCUUUCUAGUAUGAGUAAUUAUAGCAGACCAGUGCUUAGAAGUAAAUUAGGAAGGAGUGUCUUCGUAUUUGUCACAUUGAUUAUCACUACUAGAUGUUGUAAUUAGCUGGCAUUUCCAUUACAGUAUCUCUCUUUAUUAUUUGUUAGAGCAGCAUGUAUUCUGUACAAUUAACA
Molecule: messenger RNA, 969 nt
Organism: Scleropages formosus (Asian bonytongue)
Lineage: Eukaryota; Metazoa; Chordata; Actinopteri; Osteoglossiformes; Osteoglossidae
Gene: terb2
Product: telomere repeat binding bouquet formation protein 2
Exons: 7
Coding region: 47-625 (192 amino acids)
Biological process (GO): homologous chromosome pairing at meiosis; meiotic attachment of telomere to nuclear envelope
Cellular component (GO): nuclear inner membrane
Source: RefSeq, a predicted model, not a curated record